GAAUACGCGUGUUACAUCGACAUACAUACAACAAUAAACAUUUUACAGUGUCGACGUUGUAUUUUAUAAACACACAACGCAUUACGACCUUAUUAUCUGACUGAUAAACGUCAUAGUGUAUAAAUUUUAUUCAUCAAUAAUAUAAAUAAUAAUAAUAAUAAAGUCUGCACAAUAUAACAAAUACAAUUACGUAUAUCAAUAAAUAAAACAACGAAAUAAAAUAUUAUUUAUAUUAAUAUAUAAUUUUUAGUCCAAGUGACAGUUUUUAAAAUUCCUAAAUAUAUUUUUUUAAACAUAUAUCAAUGUACAUUUUAUGAAUUUAAAUUUUUAAAAAUAUGUAUAGGUUAAAGCACGUGUUUGUGUUGUAAUAUGUCUUCAAGAAAAUAACUAUUUUGAGUAAUAUAGAACAGCUGCAAAAGUCGUAGUUAACCCUUUUUAAGUUUGCAUACUCAAUGGAGUUGUAAAUUGUAAAUAAAAAAAAAAUAAGUUUGUGCAUUCAAGAAUUUAACAAGCAGCAAAGUAAUUGACAUAAAAAAAUAUUGUUUUAUCUUAGUAGCUGUCACGUGGAAGAAAAAGAAAAAAAAAGCGACCAUUUAUUGUAAAUACGAGGUAAAAAAAAAACAGAGUUAACUGAAGUCUUCCUGACACCUAACCUGAAGAAGGAAAUUUGAUUGAUGCAUGAACAUUUGAUUCAGAGUAGUCAAGAGUGACCAGGAUAAAUUACAACUGUAUUUUUUUAUAUAGGACAAAAAAUAUACAGAGAUAUUUAAUAUCAAAGGAAAUAAAGUGCAAGAUCAAUGUUUAAAAAUAAAUUUUUUAUCAAAAGAUUCAUCAUCAUAUGAAAUUUUUUUCAUGCCAUACGAAGACAUCUGGGAUCAUUGCCAAAAUAACUAAGUGAAAAAUAAUGCUACUAUAAAAGAAAGCCAGUAGUCUGAUUUGCAACGUGAUACAAGAUAUAUAUAGCUAGCAGAAGACGUAAGAAAUUGAUUCUUCGCCUGACUGAUUAUACCCGGAAAUUCAGAAGAUAAUUAUACAAAGCAAUCAUCAUGAUCGUCGAGGACAAACUUGAGAUGGAGGGCUUCUGGGUGAGCGGUGCAAUUAAUGCAAUAAAAGCAUUAUCGUAUUUUUACGAUUUGCUAACAUUUCCAGUUUAUCUAGUUCUACAACGUCCAUGGGAAAAACGACAAUUAUCAAGACGUGUAAAAGCUAAAGUUAUAUUAAAAUCUGAUCGUUCAAUAAUAUAUAGAAAUACUGAUCCAGUUGGUGAAAUUUAUACAAUAAUGGAACGUUUAAAAAUUGAUACAAUGGAAAAAGUAUUACGUUAUGCAGCUGAAACUCAUAAAGAUAAAUUAUGUCUUGGCACAAGACAAAUACUUGCUGAAGAAAAUGAAGUUCAACCAAAUGGAAGAGUAUUUAAAAAGUACAAGAUGGGUGAUUAUAAAUGGAAAAGUUAUACAGAAGUUGAAAAAUUAGCAUCAUCAUUUAGUCGUGGUUUAAAAGAUUUAAAUUUAACUGAAAAAAAAAAUAUUGUACUAUUUGCUGAGACACGAGCUGAAUGGAUGAUUGCAGCACAUGCAUGCUGGAAACAAGGUUUAUCACUUGUAACAAUAUAUGCAACACUUGGUGAUGAUGCAAUUGCACAUGGUAUUAAUGAAACUGAAGUUGAUACAGUUAUAACAAGUCAUGAAUUAUUGCCAAAAUUUAAACGUUUAUUAUCACAAACAUCUGAAGUUAAAAAUAUUAUAUAUAUGGAAGAUCAGCUAGUACCAUCUGAUACAACUGGUUUUAAAGAAUCAGUUAGAUUAAUACCAUUUUCAGAUGUUAUUAAAUGUGGUAAUGAAUCAAAAACAUUAUCAAUAAUACCAAAUAUUGAUGAUACAGCAAUAAUAAUGUAUACAUCUGGCUCAACUGGUGUACCAAAAGGUGUAUUAUUAUCACAUAAAAAUAUAAUAUGUACAUUAAAAGCAUUUUGUAAUGCAAUUAAAACAAAAGAUGGUGAUAUAUUUUUGGGUUUUUUACCACUUGCUCAUGUAUUUGAAUUACUUGGUGAAAGUGUUGCUAUAUUAGCUGGUGUACCAAUUGGUUAUAGUUCACCAUUAACAAUGAUUGAUUCAAGUAGUAAAAUAAUGAGAGGUUGUAAAGGUGAUGCUGCUGUAUUAAAACCAACAAUAAUGUCAGCAGUACCACUUAUACUUGAUCGUAUAUCAAAAGGUAUCAAUGAAAAAGUUAAAAAAUCUGGUCAAUUUAGACAAGCUAUAUUUCAUUUUGCAUAUGCAUAUAAAUCAAAAUGGACAAAACGUGGUUAUGAAACACCAUUAUUUGAUAAAUAUAUAUUUGGUUCAGCAAGAAAUGUACUUGGUGGACGUAUUAGAUUAAUAUUAUCUGGUGGUGCACCAUUAACACCAGAAACACAUACACAAGUUAAAAAUUGUCUUUGUGUGACUGUUACACAAGGUUAUGGAUUAACUGAAACAUGCUCAGCAGCAACUGUUAUGGAUUAUUAUGAUCGUAGUACAGGUAGAGUUGGUGCACCAGUACCUGGUUGUGAUAUUAAAUUAGAAAAUUGGGAAGAAGCUAGUUAUCGAGUUAAUGAUUUACCAAAUCCAAGAGGUGAAAUUAUUAUUGGUGGUGAUAAUGUAUCACAAGGAUAUUAUAAAAUACCAGAUAAAACAAAAGAAGAUUUUUAUUAUCAAGAUGGUAAACAGUGGUUUAAAACUGGAGAUAUUGGUGAAGUUUAUCCUGAUGGUUGCAUUAAAAUUAUUGAUCGUAAAAAAGAUUUAGUUAAAUUACAACUUGGUGAGUAUGUUUCAUUGGGAAAAGUUGAAGCUGAACUUAAAACAUGUCCACUUGUUGAAAAUAUUUGUGUUUAUGGUGACUCACACAAGUCUUAUACAGUUGCACUUGUUGUUCCUAAUCCUCAUCAUAUCGAAGAGAUUGCAAUUAAUCUUGGUAUAACAAAUGCAAGUAUCGAGGAAUUAUGUGAAAAUCCACAAAUUGAAAAAGCUGUUUUACAAGAGCUCAUUGAACAAUCAAAAAAAUCUGGACUUCAAAGAUUUGAAAUUCCUGGUGCAGUUAAACUUUGUGCAGAACAAUGGUCACCAGACAUGGGUCUAGUUACAGCUGCUUUUAAAUUAAAAAGAAAAGCUGUUCAAGAACGUUAUCAACAUGAAAUUAAUCGCAUGUACGCUUCGUGAUGUCACGCUCAUUGUGACAAAUGCAAAAUUUGCUUAAAUAAAAAAAAGUAAAAACGAAAGAAAAAAAUAAUUAUAUAUUUUACAAAUCGACAUAAAAAAAAAAAAAAUAGAUAAAGAGAAAGAAUUAAAAAAAAAAAAAGAAUUAUAUCCUGAAGUCAUAAUAGACGCUGUUGAAAAACCGUAAUAAUAUUUAUUAAAUGACAAAAAUAAAAUUCAUAUUUAGCACAAAAUGUUAAACAGCAGUUGUAAUGGUACUAUUUUUACAGACACUGUUUAACUUUCAAUAAAUAUUAUUACGGUUCUUUUUAUUUCAAUUAUAACGUAUAAUCGUAAAUCCAAUUAUCAAAGAAAAACAUUUUUAUUGACAUCUGAUGUUAUGAUAAUAUCAGAAAUAAUAUUUUUAAUAUAAUAUUGAAUUGACUCUACAGCGCACAUUUUAUUUUUAUUUUUUACUUUUUAAAAAAAAGUUUCAAACUUCCAUUUUAUUAUAAAUAUUUUAGUUGUCUUCCUUUGAGUGGAGAAAAAAAAAAUAUUCAUAAUAAAUCAUCGAGAGUCAUUGAUGAUGGAAAUUAUCACUUUAUUUUUUAAAAUAGUUAUAGCUAUUGCUAUUGUUAUAUAAAAAAAUCACCGAAUAGAAUUGACUGUAUAAAAAAAAAAAAACAAAAAACAAAGUAAUACCUCUAAUAAUUAUUUGAAAUAUUUUUUAAUAAAUUUUUUGAUUGUUUUGUUGAUUGUAAAACGGAGGAUAAACUUGAUUUUUGUAUGAAAUAAAAAUAGAGUUGUCAUAAUGCUCAAAAAAAAUUUGAUCAUAAUUGUUGUGAACUAUUGUAAAUUAAAUGUUUUUAAAAAAAAUAUAUAUAUUGUAUAAGUAUAUUUAUAUAAAGACUACAAACAUCGAUAAAAUAAUUGCUAAUGUCGUGAAUUGUUUUCAUUUUAGAUAGGAAUAAAAUGUGCAUAAAAUUACAUUAUGUCGAAAAUUAUAAAAGUAAUUUUAAUUAGUAAAAAAAAAAAAAUAACGAGUAAAUGGUGCAAAUUAUAAUUUGUAUUUUAUAAAAUCAUAUUAAUGUAAUUAUCGUUUUUUUUUUUUUUUUUUGUUUUUUCAUAUCUAUAUGUUAUUGCAACAAUAAAAAAUAUUUAAAUAUUAAUAAAAAAUAAAAUAUUUUCAAUUUUAUAAUUUAAAAAAUCAGAUUAGGUAAAUAGAUUAAGGUUUUUUUUUUUUUUGUGAUUUUUAAGUGGGUUGUUCGGUUGCAUAUUUGCAUUACGAACUUUGAAUUGAAGUAUUGGGUGCAUAAUUAAACUUUUUGACAAACGUCUGUGACGAGUAAAAGUUCUAUGUAGAAAAGGAAAGAAAAAAAAAAUGUAAUUAUAAUUCGAAAAGUACAAAUUCAAAUGACGAUUAUUAUUCAAGCGAAUUGAGCGAGA
This is a messenger RNA of Aphidius gifuensis, 4616 nucleotides long. RefSeq names its product long-chain-fatty-acid--CoA ligase 4 (gene Acsl). Bases 1047 to 3194 code for a protein of 715 amino acids. Gene Ontology annotation, cellular component: endoplasmic reticulum; lipid droplet; plasma membrane. Gene Ontology annotation, molecular function: palmitoyl-CoA ligase activity. Gene Ontology annotation, biological process: long-chain fatty acid metabolic process; neuron differentiation; long-chain fatty-acyl-CoA metabolic process. The record is from RefSeq and is a predicted model, not a curated record. The transcript is spliced from 7 exons. Lineage: Eukaryota; Metazoa; Arthropoda; Insecta; Hymenoptera; Braconidae.